Molecule: messenger RNA, 300 nt
Organism: Gongylonema pulchrum
Lineage: Eukaryota; Metazoa; Nematoda; Chromadorea; Rhabditida; Gongylonematidae
Source: the annotation of a GenBank genome assembly
AUGGCAAAUCAGAAGAGCCGGAUUAGCCAUGCUAUUUACAAUCGAUUUGCAUCGCCAGUACCAUUUGUGAACAGUGUACGUUGUUCGGUGCAACAUCAUGAACAAAAUCCUGUUUUCAACGAAGAGAACAAUGAAAGCCCCGUCGGUUAUGCCUGGUUGCCAUUGCUCAAAAAUGAUCGAUUAAUUAUCGAAAACGACGAGCAGGAGCUUGCGCUAUCAGUGGCUGCCGAUUUACCGCCCGGCUAUAUCAAUUAUCAGUUACUUGGAUUCGGAAAAGGGGUAAUUUUUCCCUUUUUUUGA